CAGGAAAUACCUGGAAAACCAGACUGAAAUGACAGACAUUCAUAGUGAGUCUACUCUGAAGUAAACAGAACUUCCUGACAAAUGUUCUGGAUAUGAGUUGCCCUGUCGGGGAGAACACUAUGAUGUCAUCCAGAUAGAGUAUGACAAUCCUUAAAGAAACUGUUAACGAGGGCCUGGAACAUGGUGCAUUUAUCAGCUCAAAUGGCAGUAUCAUGUACUCAUAGUGCCCAACAGUUAUUUGGUAAACUGUCUUCGAUUCAUCACCCUUUGCAGUCCAGGCCAAACAGCUUACACUAUGCAGACCGGGCUCAGUGAAGGGCUUUGCAGUGUAAACUUGCCCACUUGUGGCCUGGGUCACCCAGCUUCUACACAGCAGUAGUGUUGAGCCAUGGUAAUAAUACAUAAAUUUUUUUUUGCAUGUAUGCAGAUCAUGGAGGAUCUUCUGCUGUGCUCCAUCUCAGUUCAUUUCUUUUUCUCUGCUGUUGCAUCAGGCUGAGUGCAGAAUCUUUAAGUUGAUAUCCAUAACUCAUUCAAGAAUAUGAAGCACACUGUGAAAUUUUCCUGCGGUUUUGGGAAUUUCUAAAGAGACAUGUAUCAAAAGAGAUGAAGCCUGAAGAUUCUCUGGCGUUUAAGCUUUGCUUUCUUUAUAGGUUGGUGGUUCCCCCUAGUCCUCAUAUCUGUACGGUCAAUAAUUUACAUGAAGCAAUUUUUCUGAAUAUAAGAACAAAGUCCAGAGAAAUUUUAGCAAAGCCCUUUACCUAAUGCUAAUGCUUCUUUAGCAACUAAUAUGUCACACUGUCACAUUAUCACACUUCCUCUUCCUUCUUACACCCAUAGCCCACUAUACUGUUGCGUACUGGUUCUUGAAAUUUCCUCCUGGAAAAUAAGCCUCCUUUCCCCAAGGUAUGCUAAUUUGCUGGCCAUUUCCCAGCAUGUCUAACUGGCAGGUGAGCAGUCUGGCAUCUAUUGGGGCUGAAGAUUCAUGUUACUUUACUUUGCGUAUCACAAAUGCGACCCCCCUCCCAAGAGUCAAGUGGAUCUAAACCACAGCAUACAUUAGCUCUUGCCAAAUUGAAGCGGAACAUACAAUGACGUAAAUGAGAAUUCUUUUUGGACUUAAUGGUGCACCAAACAUUGAUACAUUUAAUACUGUUUGUGUGUAUUUGCAUGAAAGUCUAUCAGAGCAGUGUUGCUAGGGACAGACUGUCCAGUACACAGGUGAUGGUGCAGUACGGUCAGGGUCCUGCACCAUCCAUUAAAAUUUUAUAUAGCACCAAACUGGCUGCAGGUGCUGUGGUGCCAUUGUGUUUACAGGCAGUUCUACUUCCUAACCGACGACCCGAUGAUUAAUCAUCCUGUCCUGUGCUUUCCCUUUAAUAACAUUCAGUUUUAUCUGAAAUGUAAACACAGUCUACUAUGCGGAUAUAUUUAUAGACAUUAAAAACAGAGUUAAUGAUUCCAGUCAGCACCGUCAUUUUCUAUCAGUCACCAGAGUUCUGCACUGCGGAUAUUUUGCUAGUUGACUUUUCUGUUGGACGAUUAACAGUAGGCGAAACCUUCCAUUUCCCCAUAUGAAAUCUUCAUGAGUGAAACAGAUGAGAUCUUAUAUCCCCUUUGGGUCAAAGCACAGUGCAAGAUUUGCAAAAUAAACAUGUUUUUUUUCCCCUUUUCUUCCUCUUACGUAUUCAGCUCAAACAGAGAGUGUUUGCUCUGGUCAGACCCGGCCCCCGGGGAAACGCUGGUCUAUGUGCUCAGGGAGGGUUGCCUGUACUGAGCUGCCCUCAAAGCAAACUAACCCCACAUGACAAAGGCUGGAGCUGUUUGCUUAUUUGUUCACAUUUACCCUCACGUACAUGGCCAAAGUGAAAUUUCACACGCAGCACUGAAGGAUUCUAAAAUCCUGUUUGCGCCUCCUUGUACAUAUUCUUCUACUUUUCUUAUUUUGGCCAAAUUGCUAUUUAAAUAAUCGCAUCCUUUUCACUUGACAGGGGAGAAUUAACAUGUAUGCCACAUGAUGUUAAAGUGGUACAUGCAGGCACAGAAGCGCAAACAAUGUGGAUUCCCCACCUCCAGCAGAAUCCUACUUUCCUGUCUUCACAGUUGGGGCAACAUGCCUGAGCACUCCUGAGCACACUCAGAGUGUUCACUCCCCUGUCAAGGCCCAUACGGACCGGGGCUGGGCUCCAGGAGGGACUUUGCGGUGCCCGUCUGUCACCAGCACACGGCCGCCGUCGCAUGCGGGCGGAGGGGACUGUUCACGGUUUUCCCGGGUUAGAGGUGUCUGGGACGGACCAGCGCCUCUGUCGCUGAAGCCCAGAUCUCUGCACACGUUUAGCUAUCAGCCCAGCUUUGGAAGCGCAUCGAUGCCGUUUCGGCGUUAAGCCAGGGCCUGAACUCGGAAGUAGAAAAGGUAACGACUGCCGAGUUUCAAACCUGUGAACCUGAUUUUUUUAAAUUGCGCUUGCUGGUUGUUUCUCCUGACACCAGUCCCUAGGGGGCGCACUGAGCUUGGGUGACGCCGGGGGUUUAGGUGUACCCCUCCCUCAUCUCCUCACUUCCUGCCUGUAGUGCUUUUACUCAAACUCAGCCCUUAAUUACUUCAUCUAAGCCAUCAUUUGGACAGUAAGCGAAUGCACCUGGUGUUCCAGGUGUCAAACAGGAGCUAAUUAAAGCAUAUAGCAGUCUGCUGGGAUAACUGGGGCAGGCUUCCAGCCAAUGAGGGGGAUGUUUGUUUUGUGACUGGUGGCGUGAAUCUGCUGUUUGAUUGGUACGUUUUUUAUCAUAUGAGGAAAGACUAAUCAUAGUCUGUAAAACCUCUCACCUGAAAGCACCGAGGUCAUGAAAAAGCAAAAAUUCAAUUUUUAUGUUUUUUAAUGUUAGUAUAUAGCUGUGCAAAAGUCUUCAUCAAGGUGGAUAAUUUGUGUGUGGUGUGUUGCAUUCAAUUUUCGAUUUUUUUUAAUGUAUGAAAAGAAAUGUGUCACUCUGUUCUUGAUUGACUACCGGAGAAAUCUAAAAUGCCCAGAGCAAUACGUGACGUUUACAGUCGGUCACCCGUUCAGGUUAAUCAAUUCCAGUAGUCGUGGUCCGGUGUCUGACUGCAAAUUUGUCAAUGCCAGGUGGAUUCUGGGACAGUGCCCUGCUUGCGGGGACAGUGGCCCAGCCGCCAUUCGAUGUCACUGCAUGUGACAGCUUUGCCACGUGAUAAUGAGCCCUGGCUAUUUUCCCGUCACGCCGCGUAUGUCCGAGGGGGGCAGGGAGGGCACGUGCGUCGCACGGAACACUCGGGAACAUUCUAAUGCUACUCAUUAACGAGCUUGUUAACAUUCACCCUCCAACCUUCCCCAUGAAAACGGGGGAGGCAGAGUGACAUUUAAAAUGCUGAAUUCAAAAUGCCGUCCUCAGGAAGAGUCAUUACUGCGAUGGAUGGAUGGACUGCUGCUGCAGGGCUCUCAGUGGCUUAAGGAUUAUCAACCCAAGAGAGGGGGAAAAAAAAUCAUGGCUCAAAACAUUAUUUUUCAAGAUUAAUUAAGAAUUAAUCAACGGCUAAUCAUGACAUAUGGAUUAAUUAGACGCAAUCUAUUUUUUAUCUCCUGCUAACCUAUUAGUAGAUGUUAAUUUCUUUUGGCCAGGAGCAGAAUGGAAGGUGACUUUGAUGUCUGGGCUAUUCCUCACGUUCGGACAGGAGUACUGGUGUCAUGCUGGGAUACGUGUGGGAGAUUGGGCGAGUGGACGAGGCUGCCAGCUCCCUGCCAGCCCGGUGGUCACUGUAAUAGCGGCGUACGUCACCAUGGAGUCCCUGAGUGGGCGUCGCGUCCGCGGAAACACCUGAAGCGAUCCGGCAGAGGACCAGCGGCUUGAGAUUGCAGGCGACAACGUCUCCCUGUCUUCACCCGGCCAGAACGCGCCGUCUCCCACGGCAACAGGGAGGCACACCAGUCACAGACUCGAGUCAUCGAUCACAGAUAUGGCUAAAACUGCAGAGCAACUCAACCUGUCCUUCCUCAUGGAGCAUGAGAGGGAGGUCAUUCUGAAGGUCCUCCAGAAGGAUGAGAAACUCCGGAAACUCGAGGAGAAACGGAUAAGGAAACUGAAGAACGAGCUGUUAGAGAUGAAGCGCAAGGGCCGCCGGCGCCACCAGGAGGAAGGCGAGCGGCAGUGCAUGCGCUGCCAGCGGUCGCUGGGCCUGGUGUUCGAGCGCGGCGAGCUGUGUGAGGACUGCCUGCAACGCGUGUGCAGCUCCUGCCGUAUGCCACUGGCUAAAGGCAGGUGGCGCUGUACCGUUUGUACCAAGAUCCUGGAGCUGAAGGUGGCGACGGGCGAGUGGUUCCUGGAGGAGCGAGCCAAGCGCUUCUCGCAGGGCAACGUCCUGAGCAGCGACGUGGUCAAGCAGACCAUCCUCAGCAGUCCUCCAGUAGACCAAAAGGUGGACCACGCAAAAUCGCAGCCUGACGUGAGGCUGGAAGACAGACCGGACACGCCGAAAUCAGGCAGACAAGGCCUGCGGAGCGCCCUGAGAAACGCAAGGCAGGGGAUGAACCUAGAUAAGAGGAAUGGCCGAGCAGCACUGAAGGCAGAGGUGGGGUCUGAUCGGGUUGAGGACUCCAGGAGCAUGGGCUCGAACCCGGACCUGAACGCCCCCAGCGUACACAGUGCCCGCUCCACACCCCGCUCGCAACACAGGGGGAGCAUCAUGGCUGUGGAGUCCACCGGGAUGCCAGCAAUACCCAACAACCUGCGGCUCCAGGCCAUCGGCAGGUCUCCCAGCCCCAGCAACCGCAGCACUGCCUCUGGGACCAGCAGACGGCCGGACGGCGCCGAGAGCGUGGCCAGCUUCCACGCCAGUGAGAGCGUCCCAGACAAAAUGGCUGCCAGGCACCCCAGGGCCGAGUCCACAGCCCCCAGCAUCUCCGUGUCCAGAGCCUCACUCUCCUCAGAUCGCAGCCGAUCUGAGGUGGACCUCACUGGCCCUUCUGCCGAGCUGGGUGGAGACUCGCUGAGCCUGCGGAGCCGCUCCGUUCCCGGGGAGCUGAACGACCCUGACUACGAUGAGAGGGAAGAAGAUAUCGACACCUUGAUGUCUGAGUACAACCUGGGGACCCACAGGCACAUGAACAGUGCCCUGUCUACAUCCACUCCACCAGGCUCAGAGAGGAAAUGGUCCCAUCUGAAUGUUCCAGACUCAGACGCUGAGACCAGCAGCCUCAACAGCAUGAUGAGCGUUUACAGCGACACUGGAGACUAUGACCACACCGUCAUCAGCGGCGAGAUACUGCUCAACAUCUCCUACAGCUACAAGACGGGAGCGCUGAACGUGCUGGUGAAGGAAUGUCACAACCUGGCUGUCGGCGACGAGAGGAAGCAGCGCACUGAUCCCUAUGUCAAGACGUACCUGCUACCGGACAAGUCCCGCCAGAGCAAGAGGAAAACCAGCAUCCGGACCAACACCACUGAUCCGGUGUUCAACGAGACCCUGAAGUACGUAAUCAGCCAUUCACAGCUGGAGAUGCGGACACUUCAGCUCUCUGUGUGGCACAAUGAUCGCUUCGGGCACAACCGCUUCCUGGGCGAGGUGGAGGUGCCUUUCGACUCCUGGGACUUUGAGAAGCAGAUGGAGGAGUGGUUUCCCCUACAGCCUAAGGCGGACACUGGACCAGACACCUCAUUUCAAUAUAAGGGAGAGCUCACUGUAGUUCUUAAGUACAUUCCUGCAGAGAAGAACCUCAUGCUGCCUCUAGACCAGGUGCAAGUUAAGAAAGGGUUUUUGAAAGGAAAGAAGUCCAACAUCAAGCUGCCCCAAGGUGGGAUGGUGGAACUUCUUGUCAAGGAGGCUAAGAAUCUGACAGCUGUCAAAUCCGGAGGGACAUCAGAUGCUUUCGUCAAAGGUUACCUCCUCCCAGACGAUAACAAGUCGACGAAGCACAAGACAGCCGUGGUGAAGAAGAACCUAAACCCAAAGUGGAACCACACCUUCACGUACUGUGGUCUGCAGCCUAGCGACCUCAACAAUGUCUGCCUAGAGCUCACAGUCUGGGACAAGGAGUCCCUCUCCAGCAACGUGUUCCUGGGGGGCGUGAGGCUUUGUGCUGGUACCGGUCUGAGCUAUGGCAAGGAGGUAGACUGGAUGGACUCCUACGGGGAGGAGCAGCGGCUAUGGCAACGCAUGAUUGACAACUCGGAGGUCCCACAGGAGUGUACUCUGAUGCUGAGGUCCAACAUGGGCAAGCACAAGGACUGAGAGACUACAUAGGACCUCCUGUCUCAAUCAAAGCCAACGGCUACCCAGGACAGCCCCAAGCUCCACAGCUGCAGCUUGGGUGUGUUGUGGGAUGUCAGUCAAGCGACGCUGGGCCCUCAUCCCGUCUACAGCAAUGUCAGGCAAUAGAAGACUGUGCUGUCGCAUGGGUAGCUUUGGGAAAACAUGACCGAGGAUGUCAGCACUGAUUCCACUGCAAAAGGACGAUGCAUACUGGAAUCCGAUGUGCGACUGAGAAACGUACCAAACUGAACACAUAGAGCAGAAUGAAUAAUUUACCUUUGGUAUCAGAACAAUGGACAAAAACGUCCACAAUGGCCCAUUUGAUGGAGCCCUAGCUAUAGGCACCAUACGCAGUUACCAAGGGCCCCCGAAUGACCUGCGUUGCCGAGGAAGUGAAAAGAUCAUGAUUUUCUAGGUGGGGGGGCCUCCCAAGUACAGCUUUGCCUAGGGCCCCUGAAUAGAUAGGGCCCACCCUGGUUCUAACAGAAAAGCAAUAUGCACACCAUAUAUACAGUGAAGAUUUAAAGCCCCAUGUAUAUGGGGCUGUGUAUGGGGUUUACACUAUUCUUAAAAGUAUAUAUCUUUUUUGGACAUAUAAUAGAAAGGAAAAACUUAAUUAAAAAGACAUACUUUAUUGAUCCCAGGGGUAGACAGAUUCAAACUGGCAGCCUGAACUAUCGAAGGCACAUUUGAAAUGAUGCUUUGACACAGAUCCUAACUGGAUGACGGGGUAGACAGACGGCUGGAUGUGCAUUUUUGGGCAAGUUUAGGUAUUUUGAUUGUUUUAUUGAUGCACAGGCCAUGUUUCUUACAAAAUCUGAGUUAAAAAUGUUGAGUUAAAAAACAUGUCAUUACAUCAGAACAACAAGAUAGUUUGCAAAAAUAUACUAUAACCUUGAGCUACAGGUUGAUAUUAACCUACAUUUGCAUUUGUUUUGCUGCCGCUGCCGCCGUCCGCAGGGGACGUAUGUCACCGUUGUAGUGAAAAUGCAAUACAAGUCCAUGCAGCCAAGAGCAGGCACUGACCAUAACUCACUAGUGAGCUGUGUGCAUUUCACACAACUAAAACAAAAUCAUUGUACCUAGCUAUUUAGCUAAGUAUGUGGCAAAAAUAGUUCAGCAAGAUAGAUAAUGCAUAUCUAUCUAGGUUUAGAUGUCAGUCUAGAUCAUAGCUAUUUCAGUUCAAGCACAGAGCUAGGGCACAGUUUUUAGUAUAGAUCUAUAGUAUAGAUUUUAGUAUAGCUAGAUUUUAGUAUAGAUAGUAUAGAUCGUAGCUAUCUAGCAGGCUUUGAGUAAACAUAUUUUUACACAUUUAGAAUAAACACCACAAUGGCAAUACAAGACGAUAUGGGGGCGGAUAGUGAGGCAUCUCCAUUUGGGGAGGCAAAAACGGUGAAGUCGGUGCGCUUUCGAUGGACGCUUUAAGACAGCCAUGGUGCUGGCGUAAAAUGGGCCAAACGUUACCGAGCGGCGACUGGAUUUGCGGCUUCUGCCUUUUCUAAUGGAUUUAUCUGUUUUAUUCCUGACUUAGUUACUAAUUCUUUUCUCCAUGGUAACAGUAUUAUCUUGAAUCAGCUUUAUGUAGAGUAGCGCCGGGGUAACUGUGUGAACCUAAUUAAUCACAAGGGAGCCCAGUGUUCAGCAGAAAUUAGCAAUUAUUACUAAUAUACGAAAUACACGUUUCUUACACAUGAAGUUAAUUUAUAUUUUUAUAAUGGAAUCAAAACUUGUCAUAUGUUAAACACUUAUGUGAUGUAAAUCUGUGAAAUUCUUUAAGGUGAGAACAGCUGUUUUUGAAGAGAUGGAUUUUGAUGGUGGAGCUUUGUGGGAGGGUGGGGUUACAGUUGGGGGGUCGUUUUAUCUAGACGGGAGUUAACCCAGGCAGGAUACACAAACAAUACAGACAGAUCAGACUACCUUCUGAUGUACAGGGAGCUGUUAAUUUCAGUUGCAAUUGUAAACUUUUCAUCUAAAAUCAGGCCUGCCAUCUGUGGUUUCUUGGGGGGGCGAUCCACCAGCUCGUUAAAAAUGUGCCCCCUCCACCUUAUAAACCGACCCAGUUAUCAGUUUCACAGAAUCGUAUCUGAACAAGCCCUGGUGAUAUUCUGGAUUUCUUCAGACAUCACAGAAAGUGCUGGAACAAAAGUUUAAGGACCGCCCCCCGCGAAAAGCAUCAGGAUUUUGUGUUUUACGGUGUUCUAUGUAUUUUCAUUACCUAAAAUUAUAUAUAUAUAUAU
This is a messenger RNA of Paramormyrops kingsleyae, 8493 nucleotides long. RefSeq names its product synaptotagmin-like 5 (gene sytl5). Gene Ontology annotation, biological process: exocytosis; intracellular protein transport. NCBI's taxonomy places the organism in Eukaryota, Metazoa, Chordata, Actinopteri, Osteoglossiformes, Mormyridae. Gene Ontology annotation, cellular component: plasma membrane; exocytic vesicle. Gene Ontology annotation, molecular function: neurexin family protein binding; small GTPase binding; phospholipid binding. The record is from RefSeq and is a predicted model, not a curated record.